CACAUAGUUGCAUCACAGCUCUGCUCACAGACGCUCUUGCAAAUAAGACCAGUACAACAUUUCCACUGUAUAGAAAUAUAAAGAAGCAAAGGUGUGCAAUUUGUAAAUGACAAAAUGUUACAAUUCAGGAGCUUCGAAGCCGAAAAACAUCAAUUACAGGAGCUCAACAACAGACUGGGCCAGUAUCUGUCAAGAACGAAGCAGUUGGAGCAUGAAAAUGCAAUCCUGAUAACUGAAAUAAACAAGAGAAGACAAGAUAAAACGGUGGAAUGGGACAACAAAUGUAUGGCCGAAAUGCGGGACCUGAGGAGAACGGUGGGGCAACUAUCCUUCGAGAAGUCCCGAGCCGAGAUGGAACGAGAGAAGUUAUGGCAAGAGUUUCAGAUGUUACAGUCUAUGUGUGGUGAGGAGCAGGUUGUAUGCAAAGACAUUGAUGGAGAGAUGAAAGGUUGCGAAAAGCAGCUUCAAAAAGCUCAACAGACUAAUGGUGCACUUGAGGAAUGUCUGUUCCAGCUUGAGAACGAGUGCAGAUUUAUUAAGGAUGCGCACAGACAAGAAAUGACCAAGCUUCAGAACCAGGUCCAUUCACGACCUAAUGUUACCAAAAUGUAUCAUGGCCCUCCGGGAGUCUCGAUGGAAGAUAUGCAACAGUACGCCCUCAGCCUGGCCGAUGGAUGGAUGGACACCUUCGAAAUGUAUCGAAGGAAGGUCGAAGAAAUGGAGGACUCGAUCAAAGCCGACCAGAUGAGGCUGCAUGAUCUCCAAAGGGAAAAGAUACAUUAUGCCGCAGAGUUUGACAAAUUACGCAAAGAGGCUGACACGCACGGUCAGAUUCAAAUACACCUGGAGGAACAGCUCAUAGACAUGCAGGAGAACUUCCAUGGGGACAUCACCAAGUAUCAGGUGAUUAUUGAUGAAUUGGAGAGGGAGCGGGAAAUGUUGGCCAACGCCAUGGCAGAAAAGGUCAGAGACCACCAGGAGCUCCUGCAGGUCAAGAUGGAUCUGGGCAUGGAGGUGGCUUACUACAGGGCACUUAUUGAAGGAGAGCAUCAGCAACAUCUGCAGUCAAGAGAAAGAGUCCUAGAUAUUAAGAUGAGGCCUCCACAACACUACAAACCAAGAGUUUCCACCUCAGCCAGACAGGAUGUAAAGAAGCAUCUGGAUGUGAGAUACAUGGAACCAACCUCAAGCUUGAGAAAAUCACCUGUUCCAUCUCAGUAUGGUCGCACCAGUCCUUCCAGGGUCAUACCUAUCUCAGUCACAGGCAGCAGCUACAAUAGGAAUCAGAGUCCUGCAGCCAGAAGGGACAUGGUCUCGUUCACUAAAUCCCAGUCUGCAUCCUCCAGCUCUUCAUCCUCUACUAUUAAACCUGUGGCCAAGAGUACCGACAAGAAGAAUGUAGAUGCUCAGAGAAAAGUUGUGGAGGAGAGGAGUGUGAGAAUCAAAGAGGUGUCACAACACCCAGCUAAGGAUUCUCUCGGCCAUUCUCUCGGCACAGCAAACAAUUCCAGUCCCAUUGCCUCACCCACUGCUGACAUCAAAUCAGUGAGAAUAGUGUCACCACCAAUGAUGAGUCUGAGCAGAAACACGGAGGAGAACAGCAAAAAGAAAGUAGAGAGGCAAGUUGAAAGAGAGGUGAGAGGAGAUGUAUUUCAUCUUCAGAAUGUCAAGAUGCAUGCCAAAGACGGCAACGUUGCAGGCAUCACAACAAGUGAUGAGAUGGUCCUAGACUCUGUGUCUAUGGAAGAACUUAUUGAUAAGGUCAUGAAACCUGCUGGUUUUGAUCGAAUGGUCUGCAGCUCAUCUCCAGACUCCAAAAUCACUUACCAUGUGGAGAAAACGGAGCAGGAGGACGGGUCAACAAAGACACAGAUUAUCCUGGAGUCCAAGGUCCAGGAGGAGCUGGAUAUGUCAGAGGACUCUGCACUGGAACAACUACUCAGCAAGGGAGUGAAACACGUGUCACUGGAGGAUAUCAAGGGCAGUGAAACAGGAAACAUGAUUCAGAACCUGCUCAGCCUUGGGCUGCAUGGAGGAGAGGACAUGGAAAACAAGUCUGUCAAUGUGGAGAUCAUUGAGGAACCAGUGGAGGGUUACAGUGACGAGGAGUACGAGUUUGAGGAGAAGUCCACACCCAAGUUCUCCGAGCCCUCUUCAAUGUUCUUCCAGAUUGAAGAACUAGAGAAUGACCCCCACGGCACCAAAUACCAUGAGAGUGUUGAUGAAGUAAUGAAAACCUCCAUGACAGAUGAAAACUAUGGCAGGAAUUGUGGAUCUGUGAAGGUCCAGGAAGACUCCAGAGAUAGUGAAUCUCCAUACUACAGCCACGACCAAGAGUCUCAAGAAUAUUUUGUCUCUACACCUGAUGCCAAUCUGUCAGAGCCUGAGGAGGGUGGUGGUAUUGCAUCAUAUGGACAUUACGGAGUGGUGGACGACCUUUCAGAUGAAAGGUACUACCAGGAUGGGGGACUCUCAAGGAACAGAAUGUUUGUUGAGGAAAGCGAUAGUUGCAGACCUGCAUCAGACAGCCUGUACAUAAAGGGUGACCACUCCUUGGCGCGAGAGAGUUUCCCUGAGUGCAUUAUUGAAGAGGAGACCAUCCAUGUCUCCCCCACAGUACAGGAGUCGAUGCUUGGAUACCUGAGAGAGGAAACUCUGGACCCCAAAGAGCAGCUGAGGGGAGCCCUAGAGCAGCUCCAAGGAACAGUGUCAGGGAGCCUGAAAGAAGAGUUGGCGCUCUUCACAAGAGACGGCAGUGAUGGUCCUCAGAACAUAUCUGUGGACAUCAAGAAAGUACACCAGUCCUCCGAUAACGGAACCACGACUAUCGUGGCAGAGCUCAAGAGCUCAACAACCCUGGAGGACUCUGGGCUGCUGGAGGAGCAGGGGGAGGAUGUAUCUGAGGAGCAGAUCAUGGCGGCUCUACGCUCCUCCAACUCCGGCCUUGGAGCAGAGGGAGGAUUCACCCUGGUCACAAAUGAGAUGGGCUGGGUGACGAGCAAUAAGGGACAGGGAGGAGAGUCCACGACUGAAGUCACUGAGAAGCACAUCAAGCUGGGGCCAUCAGAGAAGUCCUUUUCCUUCCAGAUGGAUGUGAAUAACAGCCAAGGACAGGAUCCCCCACCAAAGGUCACUCAUGAGAAAAGAGUUGCCACAGUCUAUCUUGAAUCUAAUGAAGAUGAGAUCUGAUUAAAAUUAGAUCAUUUUAUUACAUUACUCCCCAUAUUAAGCCACACACCAGUCAAUCAGUUGCAACGAACAGUGAGGUGACGUCAUUAGUUGCGAUUCAUAAAUUGCGAUGCCUACAAUCAUGGUAAGAAUACAAAUUAUAGCCACUGCCUGUAUAUCAAAAAGUUAAAUAGCGUUGGUUUCCCAUUUUCACACUGCACUCUGCUCCCCUUUGAGAAUGUGUUAUAUUGAUUUCCUGCUAGAUACACUCCUCUAUUUAUUUAUACAGUGAAGCUAAAACAUUAAUGUGGCUCUAUACUCCAACAUUUUGGAUUUGAGAUCAAAUGUUUUAUAUGAGGCGACAGUACAGAAUAUCACUGUUAUUUGAGGGUAUUUUCAUACAUUGUAAGUAAGCAUUUCACUGCAAGGUCUACACCUGUUGUAUUUGGAGCAUGUGACUAGUAACAUUUUAUUUGACAUAACUGUUUUACCAUUUAUAAAUGAAUUGCACUUCAUUUAUCUAGUCCCCCAUUUGAAGGUGUCAUAAGUAAUUGGACAAAUGCACUUAUAGUGUAUUAAAUGAAGUCAAAUGUUUAGUAUUUGGUCCCAUUUUCUCUACAAACUUAUUGGAUGCAUUUACAGUUUGUUUUUCGGAUUAUAUGUUGUGGCCCAAUAGAAAUUGAUGGUAAAUAAUGUUUUGUCACUUUUAUUGUAAAUAAGAAUACAAUAUGUUUCUGAACACUUCUACAUGAAUGUGGAUGCUACCAGGAUGUUGGAUAUUGGAUAAUCAUGAAUGAUGUUUAUGCCUCUAACUUCCUCAUUCUUCAUUAUUGAAGAUGCAUUCAUGAUUAUCCAUAAUCAUGGUAGCAUCCAAAUGAAUGUAGAGGUGUUCAGAAACGUUAUAUAAUUUUUUACCGCAAAAGUGGCUCCAAAAUGACUCAAUACAUUAUGUACCAAUACUUACAAUUAGGCACAACAUAAUCCAAAAUAAGACCAAAACAAACUUCAAAAUGCAUUAAACAAAUUUGUAGUCACAAGCUUGAUGGGACCAAAUACUAAACUUGCCUGAAUUUAAUACACUAUUAAUUACAUUUUCCAAAUACUUAUCACAACUUCAAAUGGGGGGACUAGAUACAUAAAGUGCAUUCAUUUCUAAAUGGUAAAACAAAUAUGUAUGAAAAUACCCACAAAUAAAAGGUGACGUUCUUUACUGUCGCCUCAUAUAAAACAUUUGAUCUCAAAUCCAAAAUGCUGAAGUUUAGAGCCAAAUAAAAAAAAAGUUGCUUCACCAUUCAAAUAAAUAUGUAGGGAGUGUAUAUAUUUGUGUACUAACUUGUACUACACUGCUUAGGCCUCUCUUCUCUUUUGCCUGAGAUACUUUAACCAAAUAUGGAAUGAUUCUAAUAUACAUGUAUAUCCUUCAUUGUUAUGGUUAAGAUUGCAGUCUUAAAACAGGUUCAACAUGUAUGUAGCUAGAAGAGAAAACGUAUAGGUAUUGUUUCCUGUAAUGCCAUGUUAUUUGGAACCACAUUUAAAGCGUGGUGUGUUGCUGAGGGGCUUCUUGUGGUUAAUAAGUGGAAUCAUCCAAUACAGUGCUUAUGAUGGAUAUAUUGGAAUGUGUUUAUGAUAGGGCAUACAAGUAAGUGUAUCAUGUCUUGUCAAAUGAAAUCUACCCUCUAUGAAUGAUUUGAAUUGGAAAUACAGACUUUUUUAAACUGCAAAUUGUCAAAUCAAAUGGGGUGUUAUCGAGUGAUUCUGAUCACCACUUUGCAUGUUUGACAUUACUAAUACGUUUAAAAUAAUUGUCCCUCAAAAUAAUUGUAUAGUUUAUCCUUCCGGUUCCUUCACCAUGAUCUUUUAAUCUGUAAAUGGCUUUAGAUCGGCGAGAAGUAAUCCGGCCAUCUUGAAUUCCAAAGAGAGGUGUUUUUCUCUGCUUGUAGAGGCAGUGGUAGCAAGAGAGACAGAGGCUUUAAACUAGGUGGAAAGAACUUGAGGAAUGAGGAGAGACACAGAGAGCUAGAGAGAAUGAGGAGGUAAGCAGAUGGUUAGUGUCUGAGAUGACACCUGUAUAUCUAAUUUCAGUAAACCACAGUACAUAUGAAUUGCCUCGGCAUGAGCCAUGUUGUGUUGGUGACCAGUGUCAGAAUUCACCUUGGCUCAGAGGUGAGUUAGUGUGUGUACCACCGUGGCUAUUUUAGGACCAGCGCACCAGCUUAGUAGCACUGCCUGUGUGUGUGUGGUGUGUGUCUGCGUGCGUGUGGAAAAACGAAAGCACCUCCAAUAUGACUUCACCCCACAACCCCGGUCUUCUUCCUCAAUAAGCUGCUUUAGAGUUCUUCUCUGCAACAGUGCAGAAACACCGAACUCAGAAAUUUUACAUUAUGCUUACUUGACACGGUCUUGUUAUAACAGAACAUAAAGAGUGUGGAAAUACAAUAUAAUACAAUAUAGUACAAUAUAAUUGCUUUACAAAUUGUUUUGUGACAAAGCUGAACGCAAAUGACCUAAAGUAGAGCACUUUAGAGUUGAAAGAUGUUAGCUAUAAACAAUGGUUUGUUGUUGUACUUAAGUGCCCAGAUACAUUAGAAAAAAGGUUUUGCCUUAAGUCCUUAAACAUCUCUUUAGUGUGUGAAUAUAGCGUGAAAGACUUUUAUAAAACACCCCGUUUGGCCAAAACACUUACAUACUGUAGGUUAAUUUUGUGUUUAAGAACAUUAUCAAAAAGGCAGUCCUUUUUGAUACGCAACAUUGUAGGUGAAAUUAAAUCUCCAAACUACCCAAUGUGCAGUACACAUUGCAGUGCAAAAGAGCGUUUCAUGCCUCAAUUUUGAAUGUUUAAAAAGGGGAUGUGCUACCCUCAUGAUUCAUUGGCGUUAUUCGCAUAUUGAAAGUAAGUGCAUCAUGCAUUAGCCUACUUUAUUCUUCUUUUAAUAAAGAUGGGUGAAUUUAGUGAGAAUGAGUUUUCAACCAUUGUUUGGACACCUCUUCAUAUUGCAAAAACAAUUAAAUUACUACUUGAGUGUG
Messenger RNA from Oncorhynchus masou masou (cherry salmon), 6192 nucleotides. RefSeq names its product synemin, intermediate filament protein (gene synm). Gene Ontology annotation, molecular function: structural constituent of muscle; vinculin binding; intermediate filament binding. The record is from RefSeq and is a predicted model, not a curated record. Gene Ontology annotation, biological process: intermediate filament cytoskeleton organization; fast-twitch skeletal muscle fiber contraction. NCBI's taxonomy places the organism in Eukaryota, Metazoa, Chordata, Actinopteri, Salmoniformes, Salmonidae. The transcript has 4 exons. The coding region runs from base 115 to 3189 and encodes 1024 amino acids. Gene Ontology annotation, cellular component: sarcolemma; intermediate filament; neurofilament cytoskeleton.